Molecule: messenger RNA, 1704 nt
Organism: Ascochyta rabiei
Lineage: Eukaryota; Fungi; Ascomycota; Dothideomycetes; Pleosporales; Didymellaceae
Exons: 1
Coding region: 1-1704 (567 amino acids)
Source: RefSeq, a predicted model, not a curated record
AUGCUCCUCACGAUGCCACCUCGAAUGUGUGAAGAUGUCGACUAUCCUCCUCAUCCAUUACCUACAACAGACCACUACAACCCUGUCAGACAUUCCCACUCUUACUCAACAACACUAGCCGUCAUUGUUUGUCUGAAGGCCGAAUUCAGUACGAAAAGAAUCAUAGCACCAAUGCGAACCGACCCAUUCGAACUGAAUCCAACCUCACAGACACCAUUUCAGCGGCCACCUCGUACGUUCUCAGGGAACGGAGUUACCUCGCCUGAAUUACGGACGUUCCGCCAUGCAAAUGCGGCGCUCCAAGCUGAGCUGAAGUAUGGUUCUGCACGAUGGGAUGACGAGGUACUCGGUUCGAAAAUGACCCCUUCAAGCUCAGCAUCUCAAACUUCUCCGGUUUCGACACAUUUCGACAACGAUGAAAAUGUAUUCGGUAUCGCAAUGUCUCAAAAUGGCCAAUUCGAAGCAGCACCAAACGGACGAGCGUACUUGUCACCGCGCCGCCAGAAGUUUGGUGAAGGCGAGUUUGCUCAGCAACUCGAAUCACUGGGCCUCACACGUGCAGACAACAAUCCCCGAAACCCGCGCUCUUUACCCUGCAGUCCAGCUUUUCCACAAUCCACGUCCACAAAAGCCGUGAACAUCAUCAACUCUGAGCGCACUCGAUCUCCUGAAAACGACCCUCGCAUGCUUUUUGGCUCGGAAGACACACAUCUGCCUUGGAUAAAGCAACUGAGCCCAACACAAUUUACGCAGCACGUCUCACCGCAGAUGCUGCCACGUGGUUCACCGCCGGCGAAGAGCAUUUGGGAGGCCGAAGACGACGAAUUCGAUCGGUGGCCCACGGUGGGGCAGGCACGGGAAGAGCUGGAAGUUGUUCGCCGGAAUGCCACUCUCAAGCGCAACACUUUUGUCAGGCCUGCGGAGCCAAAACUGAGCGUCGCCGAGCAAGUGGCUGAAGCUAUGAAGACGCCACUGGGUGAAAACGGCCGAACUGUGGAUGAGCGGGAGCAGUUGAUUCUUGAACUAGGGGACAUGGACUGUGGUAACCCUUGGGCUCAAGAUGCACACGACGAUAUCUUCGUUCCGUUCUGCUCUCGUGCUUAUACAGCACUUCCUGCGAGUGCCCCAGCGCGACAUAUGCACGUCCUCGACGCCAACUCAUACGUCUCCAGCACAGAUGAUGUGGUCAAGAAUGCGCGGCCACGCCUUUGUGACGCAGUAGCCACAAUCCUGGCGUAUACCAGCCUCAAGUGCCUGGAAGCUUUCCUGGACCCUGAGGUCGAGGUGUUCGAGUGGCGACGUCUUGGAAAUUGCGUUGUGAUCCGUCGUCAGGGAAACGAAGUCCUCGUGGGUAAUUACUACAACUUCGGCACUACGUACCAGUGGGGUUACCUUGUUCGCUCGACCAUCGACAAGAAUGGAGCGUGGUCAGAGACCUACGCAUCGGUGUCGCAAGGGACGACACCUGUAACGAAGGAUCGAGUGCUGUUCGAAGAGUUCAAAGGAGAGGAUACCCAUUGGGAUGUUAAGCCUGAUAACGAGGAGUUUGCGCUGUACUCCGGUCGAGAACUUGCUAGAUUCCUGCUCCGCUGGUCGGUCUGGGACUACAACAAGUGGUGGCGGUACAAGAUCGAAUGGGAGGUAGACGGGAAGGUGACAAAUGCGCGGGACCAUCAUCGAUAUCCGGCAGGUCUUCUGGAGUAG